Molecule: messenger RNA, 1411 nt
Organism: Anopheles bellator
Lineage: Eukaryota; Metazoa; Arthropoda; Insecta; Diptera; Culicidae
Product: guanine nucleotide-binding protein subunit beta-like protein 1
Exons: 1
Coding region: 255-1241 (328 amino acids)
Molecular function (GO): protein binding
Source: RefSeq, a predicted model, not a curated record
CUGCGCGUUCGUCACCGAAAAAGAAUGUCCGUUUUUUAAAUCGUUAGUGCCUGUUGCUGCCAUUCCUUGCCCUUUCAACCUUGGACAGCUUGGACGCACAACCCUCGGCACCGUAUCAGCCGGUGCUUUGAUCGCCUGGAAACAAGGUCAUCAGUUGGUGCACCGCUCCGCUAGUGCCCGGAAUCGCCCCGUAAUGCGCAAAACAGACGAAAAACGAUAAAAUAGCCUAGCACCCCGCCCCGGCACUCCGCAACAUGGCCUUACUACCUCCGGAUCCGGUGUUCUGUCUGAAACCGCUCGAACACACGUCCUACUACUCGCUCUGCUUCCGCACACCGGAACAUCUUUAUGCCGGCACGGCAAAGGGCACCGUCCAGCUGUGGGAACUACAGACAAACCGUACCUCGUACCAGCUAUCGGUGGGCACCAGUGCCGUCCUCAACCUGGCCCACACCGAUGACGCCUUACUGACGCAGGAGAAGGAAGGAGCGGUGAAACUGUGGGCCCUGGCCGACGCCGACUACGUGCUGCGCCACGAGAUUUCGACCGAACACAUCGGCUUCUGUCGGAUGGCGCACGACGCCCCGUCCGGCACCGUGAUAAUACCCCGCGAAGGAUCGGUCAUCAGUGUGCUGUGUGCCAAAACGUUUAGCGAAACGAUGCGCUUCACACCGCCAGCGCCAACGAGCGGCGCCACCACCGCCGCCCCUCCGUACGGCUCCGUCAUGUGCUUCCGGCCGAUCGAACUGCAAAGCCAACGGUACCUGCUGGCGGGCUACGAGUCCGGUGCGCUGGUCCUGUGGGACUACCGCACCGGGCGACCGGUUGCCGGGGAAACGGUCCAGCUUCGGACGGCCGAUGGCGACUGUCUGUUCACGGUGGACUACGAUCCCGUCACGAACCGCGGUGUGGCCGGUGGAUCGUCGGACCGGCUGUUCAUUUUCUCGAUCGACCGCAAAACGCAGCAAGUGGCCCGAAAGACGGAGAUUACCAUCAAGAACCCGGGCAUUCACCGGGUCACCAUCCGGCCGGAUCUGAAGGUAUUCGCCACUGCCGGCUGGGACGGGCGGAUUCGAAUCUUCUCCUGGAAAAGCCUACGGCCGCUGGCCGUGCUGACGGAGCACAAGGGCGAGCUGCUGGACAUCGGCUACUCGCACGGCAAGGUGACGAUGUGGAACGCCCCGAUCAUGGCCGCGGCCGGCACCGAUGGGCAGAUUUCGCUGUGGGAUCUGUACAAAUGAACGGCCACCGGAACACGACGGAAACACCUCACGGGAUGGGAGUUUGGGCGCUGGAUUGUUCGCUUGUUUUACUUUUGUUUAGCGUUUACGGGCCUUGCCAUGUGGUUAUAUAUUAGCUAUUGUGAAUAAAAACAAACAAUACACCGUGCGCACAGCUUGUGCGCGUUCGU